Molecule: messenger RNA, 1242 nt
Organism: Arachis duranensis
Lineage: Eukaryota; Viridiplantae; Streptophyta; Magnoliopsida; Fabales; Fabaceae
Product: GDP-fucose transporter 1-like
Cellular component (GO): Golgi apparatus
Molecular function (GO): antiporter activity; GDP-fucose transmembrane transporter activity
Source: RefSeq, a predicted model, not a curated record
CAACCCUCCAUUUCUUUGUUGGUCUUCAAGAUCUCCCUCCGCUCUUCAAUGUGUCGGUGAUCUUAAUGAUAAACCCCAACCCCAAUCCCAGCCCUCUUUCUCCCUCCGCCGCCAAUGUCUUCGAUUCGAAUCGAGGCAUCAAAGCAGCACUACACCACCACCUUCCUCGUAGUCGGUUACGCAUUCUGCUCCAGUCUCCUCGCCAUCAUCAACAAGUACGCCAUCACCCAAUUCAACUAUCCCGGCCUCUUAACCGCACUCCAGUACCUCACUUCUGCCCUUGGCGUCUAUCUUCUCGGCAAAUUAGGGUUCCUCCACCACGAUCCCUUUACUCUCGACACCGCCAAGCGCUUCUUCCCCGCCGCACUAGUCUUCUUCCUCGCCACUCUCACCCCUCUCCUCGUCGCCCUUGCCGACACCGUCUUCCGCCACCAGCCUUGCCCCUCCAAGCUCACAUUUUUCUCGCUGGUCGUUAUCCUUGCCGGCGCCGUCGGAUAUGUCUCCACUGAUUCCGCUUUUACCCUCACUGCUUAUUCUUGGGCUUUUGCUUAUCUUGUCACAAUCACCACUGAGAUGGUUUACAUCAAGCACAUGGUCAUGAAUCUAGGGUUGAACACUUGGGGUUUUGUUUUGUACAACAAUUUGUUGUCUCUCAUGAUUGCGCCCUUGUUCUGGUUUCUUACCGGUGAGAAUUUUGAGGUUUUCGAUGCUCUGAGAUCCGGUUCCGGGAGCUUGUUUGAUCCCAGUGCUCUUGCUGCUGUUGGGCUAUCCUGUGUGUUUGGAUUGGCUAUUAGUUUCUUUGGCUUUGCGGCAAGGAAGGCCGUUUCCGCGACGGCCUUUACUGUCACUGGCGUUGUGAACAAGUUUCUCACUGUGGCUAUCAAUGUGCUCAUCUGGGACAAGCACGCCAGCCCCUUCGGAUUGCUUUGUUUGCUAUUCACCAUUGUUGGUGGAGUUCUUUAUCAGCAGUCAGUUACAGGGCCUGCCCCGGUGCAGCGUGAUACAACGGUGGAUGUUGAGAAGAAUACCGGUGAUUAUGAUGAUGAUGGUGAUGAUUUGGAAGCUGAGAGACUAUUAAAGGGUACACUUGCUUCAUGAGUAAUGUUAAGUUUGUAGCAUUUCACUGUAUUGUCUCAAGUCUCAACAGCCUUGACAAUUUUUUUUAUGGCAUAUGAGUUAUCUUUCUCAGAAGGUUAUGAAAUCUAUGUAACUAAGAAACAACAAAAUUAUAAACAUUGUACU